Molecule: messenger RNA, 7011 nt
Organism: Armigeres subalbatus
Lineage: Eukaryota; Metazoa; Arthropoda; Insecta; Diptera; Culicidae
Gene: brat
Product: brain tumor protein
Exons: 3
Coding region: 450-3167 (905 amino acids)
Biological process (GO): negative regulation of translation
Molecular function (GO): mRNA 3'-UTR binding; zinc ion binding; protein binding
Source: RefSeq, a predicted model, not a curated record
CUUUGUACCAGACCAGACCAGCUACGAGGCACGGAGCUUGUUGGUUUCCAUCACAUUUUAUGCUCAACGGCUGCUAGUCGUACUGCAGACUCGACGAGAGUAACAGUGAGUUUUGUGCGCUCGGUCCAUGCCGCAUAGUAGCAAGAUUACAAAUUAGUGAAUCCAAUAACGAAUUAAAAAGAAAGUGAGCGUAUAGAAAAGAAGCAAAAAUCUGAGUUGUUGAAAUUUUCCCGUAGAGAUGUUAGAAAGUGAAAAUACAGCAAGUGUAGAAAAAGGGAAAAUUGUUGCAAAUUUGAGCCAAAAAUAACGAGUGAGUACGUGAAGAAGCAAUGCGAAUCAGGCACGGUGAAAUUUGAAUGUUUGAUCCCUUAGAAAGAUACCAAGAGUGACGAAGUGAAAUAUAAGACAUCAAAAAUCAUCAAAAUAAGCAUUGAUGUGCGUGCAGUAAAAUGGCCUCAUCUCCCACGCCAUCGCUAGAAUCAUUACCCGGUGCAUCAAACUCGAUUGGAUCAUACGGUGAGCCAGCGGACUAUCUGUCGGACUCUCCCCUAACUACCCUCAGCGGUUCUGCGACAGGUUCUUCGCCCCCGGCCAGUGACUCUGCCAUCUGCGACGACUACGUGACAGCUUCGAGCCUAGAAUCGGCCCAGUCGAACAGCUCGGAAUCGCUGUUCCCCCGGUGCACCGGCUGCAAGAGCAAACAGUCGGAUGCUGUUGCCAAGUGUAUUGAUUGUGUGAACUUUCUCUGUGCCAAUUGUGUAACGGCCCAUCAGUUUAUGCAUUGUUUUGACGGACAUUCGGUGUUUCGUAUCGGGAGCUCAGCGUCCAGUACGGGGUCAACGACCUGCACGACAACGACCAUCGCAAACGGAGGGCUCGGCUCACUGGACGCAAGCUUGUUGGCAAACAACAUUCUCAACAGCAGUAAAAUGAUGAACGGCUUCGAGCCUGCCCCACAUCGCCUGACCUCGCUGAAUCUAACCAUAAAGGACGAAACCAGUAGUCUGGUGAAAUCAAUCAUGAAUAAUGUGAUAUCGCCACCCACAUCCAACGGAACCGGUGGAAACGGUGCAAAUGGAAAUCUUCCAAUCACCUCCGUCAAUCAGCUCAACAGCCAGUUGUCAGCGCUGAAUGUCAACGGCGUGGAAAUGAACGGCCAGAACAAGCCAAAUUACUUCUGCAAGCGUCACAGCAACGAACUGCUGAAGUUCUUCUGCCGUACUUGCAGUGUGCCCGUUUGUAAGGAUUGCAUGCUAAUGGAGCACCCGAACGGAGUGCACGAAUGUGAACACAACCCAGACUCGACCCCGAAGCAAAUCGAAAGUCUUCUACACACGGUUAGCGAAGUCCGAGCCAAGGCAACCGAACUGCGGACGCUAAUCAAGAACGUAGAACACAACUCACAGCGAAUUCAGGUGCAAUAUCACAAGGCCCAGAACGAAAUUACCGACACGCAUCAGUUCUAUCGCUCGAUGCUUGACGAGCGCAAAGCGGAGCUGCUUAAAGAACUCGAAAGUUUCUACAAUACGAAGAAUAUGUCCCAAUCGGUACUGCUGACCAAGAGCCAGGAUCAGGUCGACAAGGUGCUGCAGAGUUGCGAGUUUGUCGAACGCCUUAGUAAAUGUGCCGGCCUAGCGGAGACAAUCAUGCUGCGAAAGUUUAUGGAAAACAAACUCCUUCUCUUCCCGGCCAUCACGCAAGAUCUGCAAUCAUCCUACGAGCUGGAUUUCGUCUCAAACUACCAAGCGAUUCAGGUUGGCGUUCGGAACACAUUCGGCUACAUUCGUUCGACCUCGGAUGUCACCUCCUCGACCAAGCAGCCCCCGAUCGCCCGACCCACAUCGACCAACAACUCGAACGCAUCCAACGGCAUCAUCGGAUCCAACAGUUUGAUCAUGACCAAUGGCAACAGCCCGUCCAGCAGCACCGGAAGCCUGAACCUCAUCCAGCAGAACCCCAUGAUGGUCAACGGAGGCGGCUCCAGUCACCUGAUGGACAGCAGACCGUUUUCCAACGCCAGCAACAACGUCAACAACAGUCAUCACCUGUCCACUUCACCCUCGCAAUCCAACGGCAGCAUCUCGGCGUUCGACUCGAAUAUCAUUUCCAAACGCUUCAACAGCGCCAACAGUCUGGGACCAUUUGUCGGCGAAGUUCAGCCCCUGCAGCCGCUCAAUCCCUACGAAAAGUGGAGCAACGGUGGCAACGACAUCUUCAACAACGUCAACGACCAAUACACCAUUCCACUGAACCACAUCCCGCAAGAAUCGAUGAUCGAUCUCAGCUCCAAGCUAAUGAACACCAACAUUUUCCCACCGAAGUCGCAAAUCAAGCGACAGAAAAUGAUCUACCACUGCAAAUUCGGCGAGUUUGGUGUAAUGGAGGGCCAGUUUACCGAGCCCAGCGGUGUGGCGGUGAAUGCUCAGAACGACAUAAUCGUUGCCGACACCAAUAACCACCGGAUUCAGAUCUUCGACAAGGAAGGUCGCUUCAAGUUCCAAUUUGGCGAAUGUGGCAAACGCGAUGGGCAGCUUCUGUAUCCCAACCGAGUGGCGGUGGUGAGAACCUCCGGUGACAUAAUUGUGACCGAGCGAUCGCCCACGCACCAGAUCCAGAUCUACAAUCAGUAUGGCCAGUUUGUGCGAAAGUUCGGUGCAAACAUCCUGCAGCACCCACGCGGUGUUACGGUGGACAGCAAGGGUCGCAUUGUGGUGGUCGAGUGCAAAGUGAUGCGUGUGAUUAUCUUCGAUCAGUCGGGCAACGUGCUGCAAAAGUUCGGCUGCAGUAAGCACCUGGAAUUCCCGAACGGUGUCGUGGUGAACGACAAGCAGGAGAUCUUCAUCAGCGACAACCGCGCGCACUGUGUCAAGGUGUUCAACUACGAGGGCCAGUUCCUACGGCAGAUCGGCGGCGAGGGCAUCACCAACUACCCGAUCGGCGUCGGCAUCAACGCCAGCGGCGAGAUCCUGAUUGCGGACAAUCACAACAACUUCAAUCUGACCAUCUUCACCCAGGACGGCCAGCUGGUGUCGGCGCUGGAAAGCAAGGUCAAACACGCCCAGUGCUUCGACGUGGCCCUGAUGGACGACGGCAGUGUGGUGCUCGCCAGCAAGGACUACCGGCUCUACAUCUACCGGUACGUGCAGGUGCCGCCCAUCGGGUUGUAAAACCCGCGAGGCGAACGCCCCCUUCGCCACCAGAAGAACCAUGACCGUGAGACCGCUGCGCCGACUGUGCCCCGUCGAAUCGGCCCGCGCGAAAAGUAUCGAACAAUUAUUAGUGCUGCUGGUCCCCCGUGACAAAGACGACGACGACGAACAGAAAACCAUUCAACACAACCCAAUCAACUCUAGUCCUCGCCCCACCACAACACUGUUCGACGAUUUUGAUGACGCUGACGCGCCCGCUUCAGUGCGUGUGCGUGUGUGUGAGCGAACGCGCGACAGGAAGGACGAAACGGAAAAAAUAUUCCCAACGUACAGAUCGGUUGACAAAACAGCUCGGAACCGUCAGGCCCUGUUCGAAAUGAUGACCGAGAACGAAGCCGAUGAACCCGAGAGAGCAGCACGGGUAAAAAACCGGAAGAUCAACGCGAAUUGCGCCGCUCGGGGGUAGUUUUGUGUAAGCAAGCAUGUGUGAGUGGAAGCGGCGGUGGCAGAUGGCGGGCGCGUACGUUGCGCGCUCGCUCUCUCUCUCCCAUUCGCCCAGCCGCCGUCCCACUCCGGGUCAGAAUUUUUCUGCGUUGAUCCAAGAAUGCUGUGACAUGGUUUUCUUCGCCGCCCGAAACGUUUGGUUCCACGAUUGAAUAGAAGAAGUAGGACGACCGACGUCGAGUGGGACGCCGAAGUGACGAAGAUGAUGAUGAUGAUGAAAGCAUGUGCGUUAUCAAUCUUGGGAACCAGCUGUUUUGCGGCGACGACGGUGACCACGACGAGGACGACGACGAGGGUAGAAAGUGCGGGAACUAGCGACAGAGCAGUAUUGAGAACAGUGGCGCGCACGCACAUACACACGUGCAGCAUGUGGUCGCGUGUACGUGCGGCGGAACGGAGGGAACAGCGCGAAACAGGAAGAACAGUCAAGUAAGAAUUCUUUUUGCGCUCUGAUAACGAGUUUUGAUAAAGAAGGGGGAAGUAUUGUGGUGCUUUGCGCCCUAAAAAAGUGACGGCUUAAGAAGAGAACGCAGAAAAAAGUCGUAAACACAAUGAGAGAUUAUGACAGAAUUAUUGUAGGGUAGGAAGAUCGGAGCCAGAAAAAAAACACACAUACACACACAGCUUUUCUACGUAUUACAGUAAUCGAAGUUCGUGGGACGCAGGGGGUAUUCAAGAGUUGAUUACAGCGACUCAUUAUUAGUUAUUGAUUAAUGCAACAAAUCGAUUUGACUUCUUUAUGACUGAACAAUUGUUAUUGCAAAUGGAUAAGAGUAAGGGUUAGUAUUGUGAACUACGUUUGAUUUUUUUUUAAUAAGUGUAGGCACUCUAUCUCUCUACGGACAGCCCCUGAAUUAUUAUCCUAGUCAGGACCGUCCGGUUUGUAUAUGUUUAUGCGCAUACCUAUUAACGAAAGUCCGAGAAAGGUGUGGCGAGAAAGGACAGCGUGUUUUUAUUACUAUUAUCAGGGUAUAUGUUCGUUCACACAACUAGUUUACGCAAAUACACACAUAUAAACGUACAUUUAUUGAAGAUGUUAGUCAGUAACACACACACAUACAGAUGCGCGGCGUCGCGUUAGUUAAGUCGAUCUAAUUCGAAUUUUUACUAGUGAGAAGGUGUUUUUGUUCAAGUGCUUCUAGAAUUUUUUUUAAAACAAUGUGCUAGCGUACAUUCGAUAAGACUUGGAAAUGUCCGCCGUUGAUCGCGCCCUCCGCGGCGAGGCAACUCGCGCAUCCCAGAUUCGUUAUAAGUGGAAAUUACCGUACAAACGUCGGACAAUUUCCGCAGGUAAUGACCCUGGUGAAGACCGACCGAAACGUCGGUCAAUCGGGGCGUGAUCUACAUCUGACAUUUCCCACCCACCCAAUUAAGCUUACUUGAAUAUCUUACGAAUCUAAGUCGUCGCGAACCCGGCUCAACCGGGCAGCGAACCGUGGCAAACGAAUGUUUCUAUUAAUUUACGUUGAAAAAAUAUCAUCUCCGUGUAGGGUUAAGGUCAUUAGGGAGUGUAAUCGAAACGUGAAAAAUAAUCUAUUACUUAACAAUUGGUAAAUUUUAACAGAAUUGGAUACGGCGAUAAACAAUUAGGCAUUUAGUAGGACACAUAUAUUUAAAACGAAAUAUUUAGGUAAAUUGUUGAACUGUUUUGUAGCGUUUUACGAUAAAAACCAAAAUUUUUCUGAUACGAAUCAGCGGACACCGGAACAGAGCUGCCUGCGCAGGUCCGUCCCACAGUGGGACCGGACGCGCAGUCAAAGCGUCAAAAUGUAACAUAAAUUGCAGCCGCCUUUUCCAUUUUCCGGUACUUCAGAUUCUAUCGCGCCAGCCAAUUUCUCUCCUCUUACUGAGACCAAUAACGUGUUUUCCGAUAGGAUACUUUUUCAAAAACAAACGUAACUGCCGGUAAUUUAUUCUAAUAGUUUUCGUUUCGUUUUUUUUCUCUCUUAUAUGUAUGUGUGUGCAUGUUUCCUAUUUUUGCUUAUUUAUUUCUCCAGUAGCCGCUUAGAUUUCGAUUGGCGCACCCUCUCCGAUCCGCUGUGUCGGACUAUAACGGCGAUCGAUUAGGAGCAAGAGAGUGAAAAAGGCAGAAAGAGAGAGGGGCCAACAAUAGUUUUUUGUUUGUUUUGAAGGGAAGAGAACGAGAGGAACGCAGUCAAACUCCUCGAAUCCACACAGUAGUGUUAAUGUUUCCUAUCUGUGUUCAAUUGUAAAGCUCUGCGACUCCUGCGCGCAACCACAACUAGGGAAAAUGGGAAUUUUCCGAAACCCAGAAAGGGAACUAGUUUUUUUUAUACACGUAAAAUUCGUACAGUGCAGUAUUACUGAUUUUUUGUUUUUGUUUUUUGCUCGUUUACUUAUAAGAUCAAGGAGGAAUCCAGUUUUUUAUACAAUUGUAUUUAGUCUUUUCCUUUGCGUAAAACUUGCGUGCUGUAGCUUUUUUUCUUUCUAUCAAAGCCGAUUAUGAUGAAACAAAACAAACAAUAAGUGUCUGUAGAAAGUAUCUCGUUAACGUUUAAGGCAAGCAAGUCGUCAUAUUUCUGUGUGUGUUUUUGCUACAUAUUACUCAUUUUACCCCUCUUUGAUAGUUAGUGGUUAGUCGUAUCACUUUUAGUUAUCUCAUUUUUUAUUAUUGUAUUUUAUAUAUUAAAGUAAACCUAUUAUUAUUUUGAUAUAUUAUUACUGUGCAUUUAGAAAAGCGAACACCUUUUUAAAUUAAUAUUAUACACCUUUGUUGGUUAUGUUGAUUUUUGUUUUGUUAAAUUAUUACACUUAAGUUUUUGAGUUUAACGAGUUUUGAGACAACCUUUUACACUUGUGUAGUAGAGUGCUUCAGGAAUGCGAAAACAAACAUCAAAACAACGCAUGAACAUUGUAUAUUUUUUAAAGCAACGAAAUUUGAGCAAUCCGUAAUAAAUUGUAAGAUCAGCAAUCAAGAUAGACACAAGCAUUUAAGAAGGAAAGAAAAGAUCGAUAAACAAACGAAAGAAGUCGUGUAAAAUCCAAGCGCUAGGACUUUUCCUUUUACUUCGAUCGGGAAGCAAAGGACAAACUUAAAGACAAAAACAAGCAAAAGCUAGCAACCCUGCGGCGCCGAAACGGGAAGCAAACCAUGGCUUUCACGUGAACCACUCGAAACCAUCGGAUGUUUGACACGUCCGGUUUCGCCGGGUUCACGCGGAUCCCCUCGUCGUUUCCGAAUUCCGCUGCGCGGGAAAUUGUUUUAAUUUUUAUUAGUAAUAAACUAGAAAGUUACUUACUUUUUGAUUAUUUUUAAAUUAUAUACUAUUCGAUGAUUUAUUAACAAAAUAAUUGAAAAAAAUACACAAAAAUAAAAGAAUGAGUUGUUUAGAUAAAA